Messenger RNA from Arachis duranensis, 1383 nucleotides. RefSeq lists its product as uncharacterized. The record is from RefSeq and is a predicted model, not a curated record. NCBI's taxonomy places the organism in Eukaryota, Viridiplantae, Streptophyta, Magnoliopsida, Fabales, Fabaceae. Bases 1 to 1383 code for a protein of 460 amino acids. The transcript is spliced from 4 exons.
AUGGUCUUGGAUAGCUGUAAUUGGAGUUUGGUAAUUUCCAAGUUGGAGCAUCUGGAUAUCGGCUCAAAAGAAGUGCAGUGGUUAAUGAGCAACAGAGACAAGUACCGCUUUACCUCUUUGAAACAACUUUACUUGCAGGAUUGGCAGAGUGAUCAUGACGAGACUCUAUACUGCUUCCUCCACACCAUUCCUAAUCUACAAAUCUUUGAAUUGAGAGGUAAUCAUAACAUUAGAGAGUUCGUGCCAAGUGGAAACACCGCACCGAAGCAAAGAUUGGGAACCGUAUUACUUCUUAAGGAAUUAACUUUGAAUGCACAUAAUAUGGAGGAUAUUGGAUUUGAAAGAGAUCCUGCUCUUCAGAGAUCACUGCACCUCUUGGUCUUAAUAGAUUGUCGCAGAUUGAGGAGGUUGGCACAUUCCUCGGUGUCCUUCACUCACUUGACAUACUUGCAAGUGUCGCGGUGUUAUGAAUUGAAAACUCUAAUGACAUGCUCAACAGCAAAGAGCUUGGUUCAACUCACCACCUUGAAGGUACAGUAUUGUCUUCAAUUAAAUGAAAUAGUUACCAAGGAUGAGCAGGAAAAUGACGAGGGGAUUAAAAUUGUCUUUGCCAACUUGAUAACUAUACAACUGACACGACUAAGCAACCUCACAAGUUUCUGUAGCAACUCGAAUUGUGAGUUUUCGGUGCCAUUGUUGGAAAAGUUGACUCUGAAAUAUUGCCCCAAGAUGAAAACGUUCACCGCAAAGCACAUAGCAGCACCCAAGCUACAAAACGUACUUGCCACUGAAAGUGGUGAAAAAGAGAAAGCGUAUUGGAAAGGUGACUUGAAUGCCACCGUUCAAAUGGUGUUUGCAGAUAAGGUUCAUUUGGAGCUUUCCAAUCACUCAGAGCUAAAACAAGUAUGGCAUGACAAAACCUUGGUGCAAGUGAACAGGUUUCAGAAUGUAAAAUCUUUGGUUGUGAAGGGAUGUAGUGAUAUUGUACAUGUAAUUCCAUUUCAUUUGCUUCAUUGCUUUAAGAAUUUGGAAGAUCUGCAAGUAUCCGAUUGCAAUGAAGUGCAGGUCAUCUUUAAUCUGGAUGACAGUAGCAAUAAGGUGACAAAAGCAAUGGGGAUGACUCGUUUGAAAAAAUUAUCUUUAAAGAAUCUACCAAAUUUGGAACAUGUAUGGAAUACAGAUCCUAAAGGAAUUAUUCACCUUCAAACUCUGAAAGAUUUGAAUGUUGAUGGAUGUGAUAGUCUUGAAUAUGUGUUUCUAUCAUCCAUGGCUAAAGAUCUUGUCAUACUGGAAAAUCUUUCAAUAAAAAAUUGUGAACAGUUGGAGUGCCACUGCUCAAAUACUUUUAUCGGGGACUACACAAACUUCAAUUUCCGAAGCUAA